AUGUCCUCCCCCAUCAUCCCCCAGACACACCGAGUACUCAAACUCGCCAGCACCGACCGACCUCUCACAAUAGAAACCAUUCCAACCCCUCGUGCCGGGCCAGGCAGCGCCGUAAUCCGCAUCCUCGCCGCCCUGGUUGUCCCGUACUCCGGCGAGGUGUACAGCGGCAAGCGGCCCUACCCGCUCCCUGCGCCUUUCGUCCCCGGCGAAGUAGCACUGGGCCGCAUCGUCGAGGCCGGGCCGGACGCAACCACGCUCUCUGCACCAGGCCAGCUCGUCCUCUUCGACGCGCACGUCCGCGGCCGCGACGACGCCUCUGUGCUUUACAUCUCGGGCAUCGAGGAGUUCCCGUCGGACGCCGGGCGCAAGCUGGCGCGCUGCGCCGAGUGGCGCGACUCGACGUACGCGCAGCACGCGCGGGUGCCGCUCGAGAACUGCCUGCGCAUCGACGAGACACGGCUUCGGCAGCUGGGCUACGGGAUCGACGACGAGCUGUGCCACGUGCUGCCCAUGUUCGUGCCGUUUGGCGGGCUGAGCGAUAUCGGUCUACGGCCCGGGGAGACUGUGGCCAUCGCACCUGCUACCGGCAUCUACGGCGGCGCGGCCGUGCACGUGGCGCUGGCCAUGGGGGCGCGCGUCGUGGCUGUGGGGCGCAAUGAGGAGGUGCUCUCGCGCCUCGUCGCCGUGGAUCCCAGGCGCGUGGCGGCGGUGCGCAUCACCGGAGACGUGGAUGCAGAUGCGAAGGCUGUCACGGAUGCCGCCGAUGGCCCAAUUGAUGCGUAUCUGGACAUAUCGUCGCCUCAGGCGUCCGAUUCGACCCAUUUCAGGAGCUGCUUUAAUUCUCUGAGGAGUGGUGGCCGGGUCAGUCUGAUGGGCGGCGCGCGCGGGUUUCCGUUGACGACGUUUGAGAUUUUGCUUCGAGCGUUGACGGUGAAGGGCACAUGGAGGUGUACUCGCGGCCAGGCGAUUCAGCUGUUGAAGAUGGUUGAAGCGGGAACUUUGCCUUUGGGGAAGGAUAGGGGAAUGAAACUGGUUGGGAGAUUUGGGCUUGAUCAGUGGGAAGAAGCAUUCGAGACUGCGGCAAGGUAUGGUAGUGCUGGAGAAACUGUCGUACUUACUCCUUAG
Lasiodiplodia theobromae is the source of this 1125-nucleotide messenger RNA. RefSeq names its product putative quinone oxidoreductase. Gene Ontology annotation, cellular component: mitochondrion. The record is from RefSeq and is a predicted model, not a curated record. The transcript has a single exon. Gene Ontology annotation, molecular function: oxidoreductase activity. The coding region runs from base 1 to 1125 and encodes 374 amino acids. NCBI's taxonomy places the organism in Eukaryota, Fungi, Ascomycota, Dothideomycetes, Botryosphaeriales, Botryosphaeriaceae.